CUCAGUGGAGUAGCUGUUUGAUUGGGGUAAGGUCGGGGAGGUACGCUGCGGCUUCAGUUGCUAGAUUACAUAGUGCUCAUAAACCGGCAACUGACAUAUACACUGUGAGGAACAGAAACACACCAUCAUGGCUACGCUAGUAAAGAUCGAAAAGAGCACAUCGAAUGGAGGCAUCCACAUGGAAGAUGGCAAAAUCGCGAACGGUACCAAUGUGGUUGUCGUUGAGCCCACUGGCAGCUCAAAUAGCAAGGCAGCCAAGGUGAUGGGAUGUUUCCGGGCAAAUGCACUAGUACUACUCACAGUGCUGGGGGUUAUCAUCGGGGUUGUGAUCGGACUUUGCGUACGAAGCCUGGACCUUUCCCGUACACACAUGCUUUAUUUCUCCUUCCCGGGCGAGUUGCUCAUCAGACUUCUCAAAAUGAUCAUCAUUCCUUUGGUGGUGUGCAGCUUAGUGUCUGGUGCUGCUAGCCUCGAUCCUAAAGCUUUAGGCAAGCUAGGCGGGUGGGCAAUGCUCUUUUUCUUGGUCACCACUUUGAUUGCUUCAGCCAUUGGUGUGAUCAUGGCAUUUAUCAUACAACCAGGGGUAGGGGCUGGAGCGAAACCGGACCUGGGAGAUGAUGUCUCAGAUUUACCUCAGAACAAAGAAGUGGUGGAUUCCUUUUUGGAUUUGAUCAGGAAUAUCUUUCCUGCCAAUCUGGUGUCUGCUGCUUUUGUGUCGUAUGCCACUAGCUACAAGUUUGUUACUAUUAAGAAGAAUGUCACGGAUGAGUUUGGAAACUGGAAUCGAACAAUUACUGUGGAAAAGGUCCCAUUUGGUGUUGAUGUUGACGGGAUGAACAUUCUGGGACUGGUUGUCUUUGCCAUUGUUUUUGGAAUUGCCUUGCGAAAACUUGGCUCAGAUGGCGAAAACCUUAUAAAGUUUUUCAACUCAUUUAAUGAAGCCACAAUGGUGCUAGUGUCAUGGAUUAUGUGGUAUGCCCCUUUUGGUAUUAUGUUUCUUGUUGCUGGGAAGAUUGUUGAGAUGGAGGAUGUUGUAAUGCUGUUUACCAGCUUGGGAAAGUACAUCUGCUGCUGCAUUGUAGGGCACAUCAUCCAUGGCCUGAUUGUCCUGCCCCUCCUAUACCUUAUAUUCACCAGGAAGAACCCUUACAAAUUUCUGUGGGGCAUUUUCACUGCCCUAGUCACUGCCUUUGGAACUGCAUCCAGCUCUGCUACUCUGCCACUGAUGAUGAAGUGUGUUGAAGAGAAAAAUGGUGUUUCAAAACACAUUAGCAGGUUCAUUCUACCAAUUGGUGCUACCGUGAAUAUGGAUGGAGCUGCGCUUUUCCAGUGUGUUGCUGCUGUCUUCAUUGCACAGCUUAAUGACUUUUCUCUCAACUUCAUCCAAGUGAUCACUAUUCUGGUUACAGCUACAGCAUCAAGUGUUGGUGCAGCUGGGAUCCCAGCCGGUGGUGUCCUUACUCUUGCCAUUAUCCUUGAAGCUGUCGGACUCCCAACAAAUGAUAUCUCACUCAUCCUAGCUGUUGACUGGCUUGUAGACCGCACUUGUACUGUUCUCAACGUAGAAGGUGAUGCUUUUGGUGCCGGGCUGCUACAGCAUUAUACUGACAGACUUGAAAAGAAAGAGCCAGUGGAAGAACUCAAUGAAAUUAAAACGGAACCAGCUGCUGCUACCAAGGAACCCGAAGAAGAAGGCACUCCACUUAUCAAAAAAGACCUCAAAGUCACUUUGGAAGGCCUCCCUUCUUGUGAGAAGGAGUCUGUUAUGUAACUGUUUAUUUAUUUAUUUAUUAGUGAUGUACAGAUGUUUAUAUUAAUUUGGACAAUAGACUUGAAAAUGCCUGUUUGGCUUUAUUUCUAAACACACAGGAUGUUUAAAAAGAAGCUCAUGGACAGUCAAAGCAAAAGCAAAUGAGCUUAAAUAUUGCACAGUUUCAACACCUCCAUGUUUUACCUUCUAGUUAUUCCAAAUUGAAGUGGUCAAUUAUUGUGUCAGAGUGCUGUUAUGCCCUAGUUCUCUUUCAUCAGUGCAAAUUGAAGCACUUGUGCUGUACCUAGAAUAGUAUAAGAAGACUGAAAUAUGUUACCCCAUGAUUCUUCCUGGCCUGUGCAAGAGGCUAUGUUUAAGCAAAUUCUUCCUGGUGAUAAGACUGAGCUGCAUUCUUCCUGGUGAUGAGACUGAGCUUCGGAGUACUUUGCAUUAUGCUCACAUAGCAUGUAGGGAGAAGAUGGUUCCAGAGGGUACUUCAUUCAAGUUUACGCUUGGAGUUAGUGUGGAAAGAACUGUAAAGGAAAAUCAGGAAGGGAGUGAAAAAUGCAAACUGUUCAGUUUUCAGAAAUUAUCUUUCAGUGUUAUUUUCAUUUGAGUGACUAUCAAGUGCUGGAUCUUGGUGGAUUCUAAUAUUGUACGGACAACACUGCCUGGUUGCAACAACUAAGCUGAGAUGGUCAUUUACAAUUCAUUCUUGUUUAGUAUGUGUCAUCAGUUUUCCUAUCAUUUGGAUUUGACAUGGGAAGCGAGGAAACUUGGCACAUUAGCCAGACAGAGGAUUCAGCAACUGAAACCACAGAAAACAGGUCCCCUUUCCCACAGCUGUAGGCUUUUGUGAUGCCGACUUGUGACACUAAUGAAUAGUGAUGUGAUCUGAUUUUAUGUGAAGAAAUAUUGUGCCUUGUUUUACAUCAUAAUCAAUGUUACAGCAUUGCACAGUUAUUUUAAGAUGUGGAGGUUGUAAUUUUAUGAUGUGUGGUCCUUCUAAAUAUUCCAUAUGUAAAUGGCUGUUUUUGAAGCAACGGUGUUUUAGAUGUAACUUUGUUAGUAGGGACCUAUUGUCACAUUAUUAUGGUGUCGUGUAAAAUUCCUACUUGUGGUGAUCUUGCAUCUGAUUCUGCACUACAUUCGCAGUUCUGCAGGAUACAGGUAAAUACUUAGGUCGGUUAUCUACAGUGGUAGUGUGUCAUCAAAAUCAAUACUGUUUGUCUUUUGUGCAUGUUGUAGAAGGACUGACAACAACACAGCUCUGAUAUUAAUGACCUCUGUACUUUGUAAUUGUAAUAAGAAAUAGAUAUAUUUUUUAUAAAAACCGGUUAUGUUCUUUUGUGUUUAAUACUGGAAAAACAUUGCCAAAUUUGACUUAGUUGUAAAAGGACCAGCUAAAAAUAAAACAAAAUGUACCUUGUA
Protopterus annectens (West African lungfish) is the source of this 3181-nucleotide messenger RNA. RefSeq names its product solute carrier family 1 member 5 (gene SLC1A5). Gene Ontology annotation, biological process: L-aspartate import across plasma membrane. NCBI's taxonomy places the organism in Eukaryota, Metazoa, Chordata, Ceratodontiformes, Protopteridae. Gene Ontology annotation, cellular component: plasma membrane. The transcript is spliced from 8 exons. Bases 128 to 1771 code for a protein of 547 amino acids. The record is from RefSeq and is a predicted model, not a curated record. Gene Ontology annotation, molecular function: L-aspartate transmembrane transporter activity; symporter activity; neutral L-amino acid transmembrane transporter activity.